Molecule: messenger RNA, 1173 nt
Organism: Photinus pyralis (common eastern firefly)
Lineage: Eukaryota; Metazoa; Arthropoda; Insecta; Coleoptera; Lampyridae
Exons: 5
Coding region: 362-754 (130 amino acids)
Source: RefSeq, a predicted model, not a curated record
CAUAUCCGGGUAUAACUCGUAAAAUUUGAAUUUUCUACACGUCCUUUUUAGGUACCUGGCACGACUCCCCAAAUACGUGGACAACAACAAUUCAGGAAAUGAUGUCUGAUUUGCGUUUUAAGCAUUUCUCGAAAGAAUUUACCUACCUACAAUAAAAUGAUUAAUCUCUAUCAUUUUCUUUUUUAGAGACCAUUUUCCUUUCUACAAGCAAAACGAUGACAGGUGGAAGAAUUCCGUUAGACAUAAUUUAUCUAUCAAUCCUCACUUUAGAAAAGGCAGUAAGGCGGUCCACGGAGCGGGACAUCUGUGGACUAUAGCUCAGCGCGAAGAUAGAAAAACGUGGAAUAUCAAAAAGCAACGAAUGCAACAGUUUAUACAGACCUCCUUGAACGAUUAUAACAAAAAUCAGCAAAGAGAUUUGGAACUAGAAACGGCCACAGCUAGUAUUCUUCCAGAGAAUGUCGAUGAUUGCCACAGAUCUUUGUCAACGGAGCAUACGGAGCAAAAUAUUGAAAUUGAAUAUGUGAAUGUCAUCGAUGUCACAAGUGGACUUGAAGUCUCAUUGGAUUUCCUCUGUCCUCCUGUGUCGAAAGAACAAAUGGUUGAAGAGUGCGGACUUAGUGGAAACUAUUUAAUAACAGAUUUAAAUCCAAAUACACUGGGCAUAAAUUUAACUGACGCCGAAAUCAUUACCAAUGGAAAUCUGUACGAUGACUUAAACUUUCAGUGCUACGAAUUACAGAAUGAUCACUAAAUAAAUUUUAGCCAAAUGUUUUUACAAAUCGUAUGUUUUCAUCUGGGAAGUGUAAUUUUUAACUCACACAUAUUAUCUCUAUUGUAUGCUUUGUACUACCAAGUCCCAGAGAAGAAAAAUGGUCUAGUCAGUUUAUCUAAUGAAGCGUGGCAUUCGAUUAGAGAAAAUGUAUUAAACGUAAGAUAUGUUAAUGUAGACCCUUCAAAAGUGUACUUAGUAGACCUAGACAUAAGGAGGUAGGUACCUAAGUCAACUGUCAAAUGGUAGGUAAGUCAAGUCCGUCCAUUGUAUAAAUUUACAGCUCAUUUGGAAAUGACACAAUGAAAUCGUAUUGUAUUGUGGUAUAUGAUCUUUAAUAGUAAAAAUUGUUGUCGAAAAUAGAUUUAAAGUAUUUUUGUACAUUACGGUAUUUACUAAUC